Messenger RNA from Candida dubliniensis CD36, 1797 nucleotides. It is a transcript of the gene JAB1, whose product is annotated as COP9 signalosome catalytic subunit. The transcript has a single exon. Gene Ontology annotation, cellular component: cytoplasm; COP9 signalosome. Bases 1 to 1797 code for a protein of 598 amino acids. Gene Ontology annotation, molecular function: deNEDDylase activity; protein binding; metallopeptidase activity. Lineage: Eukaryota; Fungi; Ascomycota; Pichiomycetes; Serinales; Debaryomycetaceae. The record is from RefSeq and is a predicted model, not a curated record. Gene Ontology annotation, biological process: protein deneddylation.
AUGACUUGUUUAGAUGAAUUGGCUUGUUUAUUGGAAUUAAAACCAGACACAAUACGCUCCAACAGCAGGAACAGCAAAAUAAAGACAAUUGAUUUAUAUCAACAGAAUGAAACAAUUGGAGAACCUUCUCAAGAUCAAGAUAAAUUUUAUCGAUUACCAGCAAUGGAUCCUGUUGUGAGAGAUAAAAAGCCUUGGAAACAAGAUGUAAAUUAUUUCAAUAAAUGUUAUAUAUCAUCAUUAGCAUUAAUGAAGAUGUGUAUUCAUGCACAAACAGGGGGAUCGAUUGAAAUUAUGGGGAUGUUAGUUGGCAAAAUCCUGGGUCAUGCAAUAAUUGUUAUGGAUACUUAUCGAUUACCUGUAGAAGGUACUGAAACACGAGUGAAUGCUCAGAAUGAGGCGUAUACAUAUAUGGUUGAACAUUUAACUGAACGACAACAAUUACUGAAUGGAAGAAAUGAAGAAAAUAUAGUUGGAUGGUAUCAUAGUCAUCCUGGAUAUGGAUGCUGGUUGAGUGGGAUUGAUGUUAGUACUCAAAGUUUGAAUCAAGGUUUCCAAGAUCCUUAUUUGGCUAUUGUUGUUGAUCCAGUGAAAACUUUAAAACAAGGUAAAGUAGAGAUUGGGGCAUUUAGAACGUAUCCUGAAGGAUCACAACAAUCACUGGCAAAUAGAAUCAAAAAGAAUCAAAAUAAACCCCAUAAUAAUGCCAAUCAGAAGAUUUUACCUAAAUCAAAGCAAAAAGAUUUUGGUAGUCAUGCUGAUAAAUAUUAUGGUUUAGAUAUUGAAAUAUUCACUAGUUCAUGGGAUGAUAAAGUUAUUGAAAUGUUAAAAGAUGAAGAUUCAUUGACUUGGAUGAAGAAUUUGUUGGUUGAUAGUAAUAAUGACAAAGUAUUAGGGAUUAAAAAAGAUGAAAUUAGAUAUAUUGAAUUGAUUAAGAAUUAUGAAUUAAUUCUGCAAGGAAAUUAUAAUGCUGAUGAAGGAGGAACAAUUUUUGAUCUUAUUGAACAAUUAAAGAAGCAAGCGAAUGCAUCUAAAUUGAUGCUUAAUAAAAUAACAAAUAUGCAACUUGAUCCAAAUUUUGAAAGUGUUUUGUAUAAGCGAUUGUUAAAAAAAUCCCAGAAGUCAAGUACCACCACCAAAAAAAAUAAAAGAGAUUUGGCCACAGAUAUAGAUGAUGAAACUAUGUUAGAUGAAAGUGAUUUGGAAAAAAAUGUGAGUACUGGUGGUAUUGAAACUAGUGUAAGUUCUGAUGAUGACGAAGAGGAAGAAGGGGAGGGGGAAGAAGAAGAAGAAGAAGAAGAAGAAAAUGCCCCAUCUAAAAAUGAAAACGAAGAUGACAAGAACCAAGUCGAUGAAGUGGAUUCUGAUGAUGAAGAUGACGACUUGUUGCAAGAAGUUAGUGCAUUAGAGAAGUAUAAUUUUGAUGAGCGCUAUGCAAACGAAUCUACAAACAGGUUUAUUCAUCCCAAACAAAAAAUGAAGCAUAAAAAUAGACCUAUGAUGUCAGAAUGGAGACGUUUUGGGCACCAAAAUCAACAAAUACCACCAGAUUAUAUGUAUCAAUGGUCAAGUAAUAGUGCCAACUUGGCCAAAGCAAGUAAAAUCAAUCGCAGAAAGGAAAGACUUGCUCGAUUAGAGGGACCGAAUAUUGAAGAUAAGAAACAAUUUGAAUUGGGACAACAGGGAAGUCCCGAAUCAAGAGCUAAAAGUGCAAACUUGGUUAAAUUAGCUAAAUCAAUUGGCUUAAAUGAAGUUUUUGAUUUGAUAACAUUAGACGCUCAACAGAAACUAUUUGGAUGA